AACAAAAAACCUCUACCAGUGUCAGGUAAACCAAAGCCUUGACCGGUUAUCCACCUUUCUUUGUUUGAGAACUGGUUUCAGAACUGGUAUUGCGUCGGGUCGAUUUAGAACUGGAUCUACCCUACCACUUUGUUUGGUUGAGUUCACUUAUAAAUUGCAGUUUGAGAUGUUCGCUCGAUUAUUCCAGUCUUGUUUUCCAUCCGCCGGUGAAAUGGAUUUAGAUAAUAUUUUAAAUUUCGAAACUCUUAAAUGUCACACGCAAUGUGUAAGUGUCGGAAAGCGUGUUCUGUGUGAAGAGUCGGAGGUGCCGCCGUCGAAAAAAAGACGGGAUGUAUUUAGUGUUGAUUCGUCGUUCGUCCCUCCAUCGGUAUCGGGAGUGAGGGAUAGCAGAAAGAGAGCGCCGUCAGAGGAAAGCGUCAUUUAUGUGGGGAGCGAAACACUCCCCCUAAAUCAGCCACGCAGCGAGAUGGGACGCUUAAUUCUAAAAAUUAAAAAAAAUACAGCGGUGGCGGCGCAAACUUUCAAAGUAGCGGCGGAGGUGCACGCUUCUCCAAGCGUGCAAACAUCAAAACACCACUCUACAUCUUUUGAAGAUAUUUCCGACUCUGAAGACGGGACAUCUGAUCACCCUUCACUUCAAACCUGCAACAAACCCUCUAUCGAGGGUUACGCCUCUAUCGGAGAUAUAUUAAAUAUCUCCGAAUUGGGAUCAUCACCUGAAGAGGGGUUAACACAGACACAUAUAACUCAACCCCAAGCUGAAGAGGAAAUACCCAUGAAACCUAUGACUGAGACCCAAGUCUGGGAAAAAGAGCUUAUAUCGAGAACAGAGCCGUCACUCACUAAUGUAGUGACGAGAGUUCUCCAAAUCCCCAACCGCGCAGAAGCUUACCACCAAGCAUUAUGUGAGGAUUUUAAGGGAGGACUUGUGUCGGCUCUUGAACGUCAUCAAGACCGCAUUCAGGAAAGGUUAAAUGAGAAUUUAAAGGAAAGUGAACUCCUUAAAAAAGCCAUCCAAAACAUUUUUUCAUAUGGUGAAAAAAUUUCCGAGGCUUUUCACGAGGAGAAUAUCCGGCUUUCACAGGAUCUCAUUAAUAUAAAAGCUUCCCUGGCCAAUGCUGUGAGGUCAGAUUCUCGAGACUUAUUCAACAAAAAUGUCGCUGGUGAUGUCCUGAGAUGCGGGAUGCGGGAUGAAGGUGCAUAAAGCGGUAUAUGUUGUAUUCUACCCCGUAGGUGGUCCCUGCAACCCUGUAUAGUUAGUAUUAAUGAUUUUAAAAGUGUAUAUAUUGGAUCAAUAUUUGUAUUUAUGUUUAUUUUUAGUUAGUAUUAAUUAUUUUUUAAGUGUAUAUAUAUUAAAUUUUAUAUUUAUGUUUAUUUGUUUAUUUUU
This is a messenger RNA of Diabrotica virgifera virgifera (western corn rootworm), 1387 nucleotides long. RefSeq lists its product as uncharacterized. The record is from RefSeq and is a predicted model, not a curated record. The coding region runs from base 167 to 1204 and encodes 345 amino acids. The transcript is spliced from 3 exons. NCBI's taxonomy places the organism in Eukaryota, Metazoa, Arthropoda, Insecta, Coleoptera, Chrysomelidae.